Molecule: messenger RNA, 1789 nt
Organism: Anoplophora glabripennis (Asian longhorned beetle)
Lineage: Eukaryota; Metazoa; Arthropoda; Insecta; Coleoptera; Cerambycidae
Product: homeotic protein proboscipedia-like
Exons: 3
Biological process (GO): regulation of DNA-templated transcription
Molecular function (GO): DNA-binding transcription factor activity, RNA polymerase II-specific; DNA binding
Source: RefSeq, a predicted model, not a curated record
GUUUCAGAAAAUGGACUUCCAAGAAGACUUAGGACAGCCUACACCAAUACGCAAUUAUUAGAACUCGAAAAAGAAUUUCACUUUAACAAAUAUCUUUGUCGGCCGAGACGGAUAGAAAUAGCGGCUUCAUUAGAUUUGACUGAAAGACAGGUUAAAGUAUGGUUUCAAAACAGAAGAAUGAAGCAUAAAAGACAAACAUUGGGUAAACAGGGGGAAGACGGGGACGACAAGGAUUCAGUAACUAGUGAAGGGGGUAAGAGUGCAAAAUUGUCAGACAAGUUUUUGGACGACGAAAUGUCGAAAAAAAGUUGUCAGGGCUGCGAGAUGCCAUCAGCCGGUUUGUGCGGGACGCACGAAGAAAUGCCUGACAUAACCUCAACUAGAGGCAACAACAAUAACACACCAAGUGCAACAAACAAUAAUACUAACUUUAAUACUAACAGCAACGGCGCUAGUAGUGUAGGAAGUUCUAGUUCAUUCGAUAAAUUGAUGAAUGAAGAAGACUCUAGGUCUAACGAAGAUAGUGGAUCGCAUGCGUCACCUAGGAUAUCUAAGAAAAACUCUUCGACACCUAACACACCAGUGGUUAAAGUCGAAAGUCGGAGAAACUCGCCCAACACUUGUGAAAGGAAGAUAGCUAUGAGUAAAGUAUCUCCCAGUCCAAGUCAUGGCAAGGAUAGUAUUUUAAUUAACCAACACGAAACUGUUCCUAUUAAAAUUUCUGCUAAAAGCUCUACAAUUCCAGGAACACCUACUAUUCAUCCUAGUCCACUAGGAAUGCCUGCCGGAAUGAUGUAUCCGCAACUUCAACGUUCCUCGCCCACCACAGCCACAGCCAUAGCCUCUGCGACAGUGACAAUUCAAAACGUUCCAAACGCCGUUCCCUCGUUUGCGUCGCGAGGUUCAUCGUCCACCCAUUUUCCCAACCAGUAUCACAUGAAUACUCAAAUCGAUUACAGAUCGGACGGCCGAUCGAAACACUAUCCGAUGUCUCACAUGUACUCACCAGAGAUGUACAACCCAGAACACCCUUCAGUUAAUGACGGUCAACCUUACCACAGGGUGCAAGCUCAUCCUAAUAAUCUCGCACACGCCUCAAGCAGAGAAAUGUCUAGCAGGUUAACGGGAAGAUCUCGUCAAAACUAUCACCAUAGCUACACAAAUCAGCAACAGUAUUACUACAAUAAAAAUCAAACAGGCACCGAAAACUAUGCAAUUGGAAACCAGAAUAAUUACGCUCAUGGCUACAACAAUGAACACCCAGGUUACAACCACUACGCGUAUUCGGGAUCAAAUGUCUAUCCUCACGAUAGUGCAGAGUCAGUGAGUGGCCACAUGGCAAAUUCAGUGCCCAUAAGCCAUGAUCCCGCAUCAAAUUAUUAUCCCAAUGAGAAUAUUCACGCAAUGGCAAAAGUACAAAACCCAACAGAUUAUCAAAGUAAAGUUGGUUACUACGAGAACAAUACUUACGGCUCCAAUCAGAUUCCACCAAACAGUGAUUCAACAUACAACAUAUCUGCGGAGAUGUUUCCAGGAGGAAAUAAUAAUUCAGCGGGUAUCAUGACUCCCCCUACCAGCGUACAAACAGAAAACAGUGAUAAUUACAAUAACUUUCAUCAAUUUUAUUCUGGUGACUCGACACAGUCGCAGGUUGCUCCUCCAGGUGAAAGUAGUAAUAGUUCCUCGGACUUUAACUUUUUAAGUAAUUUAGCGAAUGAUUAUACUCCAGAAUACUAUCAAAUUUGAUUCAGUGCAAUGGAAAAUACAGUUUGCUGUUAAUGUUUUAAUA